Molecule: messenger RNA, 1480 nt
Organism: Neurospora tetraspora
Lineage: Eukaryota; Fungi; Ascomycota; Sordariomycetes; Sordariales; Sordariaceae
Product: RNase P subunit p30-domain-containing protein
Exons: 2
Coding region: 470-1480 (336 amino acids)
Biological process (GO): tRNA processing
Cellular component (GO): nucleolar ribonuclease P complex
Molecular function (GO): RNA binding
Source: RefSeq, a predicted model, not a curated record
CAACCCAAUGCGUUUUAAGAGCUUUAUAUGCUCUCUCGAAUUUUUUUUCUUCAAAUGUGGUUGUCCCGUUAUUUUUCUGUGUUGUUUUGCGGACCCCUGUCACAAGAACCGCGCUAACAAACGUUCUGUACGGCGGCUGUUGCAUCGGAUUCCAGGCUGGAUCCAUCCAAACUUUGACCCCUGGUCGAGACAUGUGGAUUCGGAGCUUCCAAAUCUUCAAAAAAUAUUCGAGAGAGACUUUUUGACAACGACUUCUGCAGUCCAACUUAACCGACAUCACGGCCACAGAAACGGAUAAGAACCAUUUGUGAAUCUACAAGGGUAUAUACGACCGCAAUAUCCAAAUUUACACGACAGAACAGUCUCUAUCGCGAAAUCCCACCGACCGAAACGAGACGCGACAGCACGAGCUUUGGCUUGUCGCGAAAUUCCAACUUCCAAGAGCAGAAGAGCAGACAACACCGCAGGCAUGCUCUACGACCUCAACAUCGCCUGGUCGCCGACGACCUUAGUCUCCGAGCUCGAACGUACACUCAAGUUUGCCAAAAAUCUAGGUUACGAUGUCGUCGCCUUGAACCAGACCAUCACGGGCAACAUCCCAACACAACCGCAUCCGAUCAGCAACCCGAUCCCACAACUCACACCUCCGCACCCAUCAUUCCCCGCGGUCCCACCCUCCUCCUCCUCCUCCUCCCUCCCCACCGUCCUCCGCCGCGUAACCCUAACCGUCACCGACCCCUCGACAACCAACUACCGCCUCGCCGACUUCGCCCGCUCCUACGACCUGCUCGCCCUUCGCCCGACAAACGACAAAGCCUUCAGCUGGGCGUGCCUGAGCACCACGGAGCCGCCGGCGAUCAUCAGCCUCGACCUGACCCAGUUCUUGGGCUUCCACAUCCACCACCGCACCGCCAUGGCGGCCGUGCAUCGCGGCACGCGCUUCGAGAUCUGCUACAGCCAGGCGUUUUCGUCAGGAAACACCGUGGAUGCGCAGAGGGCGAGGAGCAAUUUCAUCGGCAACGUACUGGGCCUGUUGCGGGCGACCAAGGGCCGCGGGAUAAUCGUCUCAAGCGAGGCCAAGAGCGCGUUAGGGCUCAGGGGCCCCGCGGACGUGGUUAAUCUGUUGGCUGUGUGGGGGCUGGGACCGGAGAAGGGGACGGAGGCGCUGGGGACGGGACCGAGGGCGGUGGUGGUCAAUGAGGGUGUCAAGAGGCGGGGGUUCAGAGGGGUGGUGGAUAUUGUGCAGGCUGCUCCUGGGGGUAAAGUGAGAAGCGAGGAGGAGGAUGGUGCGGAAGGGGGAGAGAAGUUGAGUAAGAAUCAGAGGAAGUUGCAGCAGAAACAACAGCAGGGACAGAAGCAACAGCAGCAACAGGGGCAGAAGCAGGGAGGGCAGCAAGGCCGAGGCCAAAAGCGUAAGAGUGAAGAGAGCAGUGGUGGCGGUACGGAUGGUGGUGGGCAGCAGAAGAAACAGGCGAAGUAG